AUGACUCCAGUCUCACUCAUCCUCACCCUUAGCCGCGUUGCGAACGAGGGAAGAGCCGCUGCCGCCACUAGCUGCAUAGGAUGUAGCUGUUCGCUAGCUGGCGGAGAGCUGAAGGGAGCACAAAGUUGCAUCUCCAUGGAGAACGGCGAACCGCGAAAGAUGGGCAUCGGAGGUUGCCCAGUCAUACUGGAUAGAUGA
Messenger RNA from Colletotrichum abscissum, 198 nucleotides. RefSeq lists its product as uncharacterized. NCBI's taxonomy places the organism in Eukaryota, Fungi, Ascomycota, Sordariomycetes, Glomerellales, Glomerellaceae. The transcript is spliced from 2 exons. The record is from RefSeq and is a predicted model, not a curated record. Bases 1 to 198 code for a protein of 65 amino acids.